Molecule: messenger RNA, 558 nt
Organism: Asparagus officinalis (garden asparagus)
Lineage: Eukaryota; Viridiplantae; Streptophyta; Magnoliopsida; Asparagales; Asparagaceae
Exons: 2
Coding region: 1-558 (185 amino acids)
Source: RefSeq, a predicted model, not a curated record
AUGCUUGGGAGCAUCGACUGCAUGCACUGGACAUGGAAGAACUGUCCAACUGCCUGGCAAGAGGGAAGAGCUUCACCGUGCAACUAUACUGUCAAUGGCCAUGAGUAUAAUAUGGGAUACUAUCUCGCCGACGGGAUUUACCCAGAGUGGUCCAUAUUAGUGAAGACUAUUCCAGCACCUCGAGGAAACAAGCAUAAGUACUUUGCUCAACAACAAGAAAGCGCAAGAAAAGAUGUUGAGCGAGCUUUUGGCGUGUUGCAAGCUCGAUUUGCGAUUGUUCGUGGACCAGGACGUUUCUGGCAACCUUGUGUGCUGAAAGAUAUCAUGACAGCUUGUAUCAUAAUGCAUAACAUGAUCGUUGAAGAUGAACGUGAUUGUCAAUUGGACAACAACUUCGACUUUACUGAUUCGGUACCAGUCGUUGAACCUUCUCAUGUGCAGACGGUGUCUCUAACUGAGUUCAUCCAAAAUCAUCAUCAGAUCAGGAACACGCAAACACACAAAUCACUAAAAAAUGAUUUGAUCGAGCAUCUGUGGCAGUGUAUGCGUAAAUUUUGA